AUGCCUACUCCCGAGUCCGAGAACUUCAAAUCGAUGAAGCCCAAGGUCGCCCCCACCUUCAAUGGUGUGGACUUUAGCGACCCCAAGGCCUUCAAGGCGGCCGAAGAUGCUAUCAUCCGCGAGCAAUGGGUCGGCGCCAUGAUGAUCCGUCUUGUUGGCGAGGAGAUGAACAAGUGCUAUAUGCGUGAGGGUGUCAACCACCUCGAGAACUGCGGGCACCUACGAGAACGUUACCUCCAGCUCCUGGCUGCGAACAAGAUCAAGGGCACCAAGUUCCAACAACAAAACUACAUGACAAAGCAAGACGAGGCGGUCGACUUGGAGGCCAAGGUUCACCCCAUCAACAGGAUCGCUCAGCUCAAAGAGGACCCCAAGGGUGCUAGACCCUAG
This is a messenger RNA of Emericellopsis cladophorae, 390 nucleotides long. RefSeq names its product to mitochondrial NADH-ubiquinone oxidoreductase 12 kDa subunit precursor. Lineage: Eukaryota; Fungi; Ascomycota; Sordariomycetes; Hypocreales; Bionectriaceae. The record is from RefSeq and is a predicted model, not a curated record. The transcript has 2 exons. The coding region runs from base 1 to 390 and encodes 129 amino acids.